Molecule: messenger RNA, 1932 nt
Organism: Oryza brachyantha (malo sina)
Lineage: Eukaryota; Viridiplantae; Streptophyta; Magnoliopsida; Poales; Poaceae
Product: fumarate hydratase 1, mitochondrial-like
Exons: 17
Coding region: 89-1591 (500 amino acids)
Biological process (GO): tricarboxylic acid cycle; fumarate metabolic process; malate metabolic process
Cellular component (GO): mitochondrion; tricarboxylic acid cycle heteromeric enzyme complex
Molecular function (GO): fumarate hydratase activity
Source: RefSeq, a predicted model, not a curated record
CAACCUCACCACGUUCGCCAGCCGCCGCUUCCCCGGAGAAAGCGAGAGAGAGAGCGCGCGCGCACCCGCACCCGCACCGGCGCACGUGAUGGCGAUGGUCCUGCGGCGCCUCGGGGGCGCGUCCUCCGGUGGCUCUCCGUCGCCGGCGGCGGCCGCGGCCGCGCUGCUGCUCCGCCCGGCGCUGACUCGCCCGAUCUCCACGGGCUUCCGCGAGGAGCGCGACACCUUCGGCCCCAUCCGGGUCCCCGACGACAAGCUGUGGGGCGCGCAGACGCAGAGAUCGCUGCAGAACUUCGACAUCGGCGGUGAGCGCGAGCGGAUGCCGGUGCCCAUCAUCCGCGCCUUUGGUGUGCUCAAAAAGUGCGCCGCUAAGGUGAAUAUGGAAUAUGGCCUUGAUCCGAAAAUUGGGAAGGCAAUUAUUCAGGCAGCUCAGGAGGUUGCUGAAGGACAGCUGGACGACCACUUUCCACUUGUUAUCUGGCAAACUGGAAGUGGCACACAAAGCAACAUGAAUGCCAAUGAGGUGAUUGCAAAUAGGGCAGCUGAGAUCCUUGGACAUAAGCGUGGUGAGAAGAUUGUACACCCUAAUGAUCAUGUCAACAGAUCACAGUCCUCAAAUGACACAUUUCCAACUGUCAUGCACAUAGCAGCAGCCACAGAGAUCAAUUCAAAGUUUGUCCCAAGCUUGCAACAGUUGCAUAAGUCACUUUAUUCAAAGUCUGUUGAAUUUCAAGACAUAAUUAAAAUUGGGCGUACUCAUACACAAGAUGCCACCCCAUUAACUCUUGGCCAAGAGUUCAGUGGUUACGCUACACAGGUGAAAUAUGGAAUUGAUAGAAUUGUUUGUACGUUGCCACGGAUGUAUCAGCUUGCUCAAGGUGGAACUGCUGUUGGAACAGGCUUGAACACUAAGAAAGGAUUUGAUGUCAAAAUAGCUGCUGCAGUGGCUGAGGAAACAGAACUACCUUUUGUGACAGCUGAGAACAAGUUUGAAGCGUUGGCAGCACAUGAUGCUUUUGUUGAGAGCAGUGGUGCUGUGAACACAAUUUCUGCAUCUCUUAUGAAGAUAGCAAAUGACAUACGCUUGUUGGGAAGUGGCCCUCGAUGUGGCCUUGGUGAGCUUAUCCUACCAGAAAACGAGCCUGGGAGCAGCAUUAUGCCUGGGAAAGUUAACCCUACCCAGUGUGAGGCUUUAACUAUGGUUUGUGCUCAGGUUAUGGGUAAUCAUGUUGGUGUUACAAUAGGUGGUUCAAAUGGGCAUUUUGAGCUGAAUGUCUUUAAGCCAAUGAUUGCAGCUGGAUUACUUCGAUCACUGAGAUUGCUAGGGGAUGCUUCUGUGUCCUUUGAGAAAAACUGUGUUAGUGGAAUUCAAGCAAAUCAUAAGAGAAUUUCACAAUUGUUGCAUGAGUCUUUGAUGCUGGUGACAUCUUUGAACCCUAAAAUUGGCUACGACAAUGCUGCUGCUGUUGCUAAGAAAGCGCACAAAGAAGGGACCACAUUGAAGGAAGCUGCUCUAAGCCUCGGAGUCUUGACCGAAACAGAAUUCCAUGAACUUGUUGUUCCGGAGAAAAUGAUUGGUCCUUCUGACUGAUAGCAGCUCUAUUGAAGAGUUCAUGUGCUUAGUAUUUCCUAAUUUUAGCUCAUCCGUAAAUAAAGGCCAGAUAUUACAUCUUCAGUUCCCUAUUGGAGAGUCAUUUUUUGCACUGCAAACGGUGCCGGAGAGACCAAAAUUCCAUUCCUGUUAUUGAAAUGGUAAACAGUGUAUUUUGGUUUAUUGAAGCAGGUGCUUUUCAUUUCUAGUGCUACAGUACGCCACCUUUUUGCCAAAAUGGUGAAUCUGCAUAUAAUAAGUUCUGUAGCAACCAUGUUCAUGGUAGUGUCACAUUUGACUUCAGAACAAAUGAUGAUUGGAUACUGGAGUUUUGGACUAUA